Molecule: messenger RNA, 1500 nt
Organism: Salvia splendens (bonfire salvia)
Lineage: Eukaryota; Viridiplantae; Streptophyta; Magnoliopsida; Lamiales; Lamiaceae
Exons: 10
Coding region: 1-1500 (499 amino acids)
Source: RefSeq, a predicted model, not a curated record
AUGGAACCAUUCCACACCUUGCUCGAUGAUCUACAACUAACGAAAACUAAUUCGAUUAUCAAAGUCCGUUGUAUCCAUGUCUAUGAAGUUGCCGCUCCUAGAGACAAAACCAAUAUCGUGAGUUUAGAAUGUGUGCUUCACGAUCGAAUGGGCACAAGGAUUCAAGCAACUAUUCCACGAAUUCUACACGCAAAGUUUGGUGCACUCAUCAGGGAAGGGGGUAUAUUUCGUAUACGCAAUUUUCUCGUGAGGCAAAAUCGGCCUCGCAAUCCAGUUACAAAUCAUGCAUACCACAUUAAGAUGAUUUCAAGCACCCAAAUGAUUGAAGUUAAUGAGCCUCAAUUUCCAAAAAUGCUUUUAAAUUUGAAGUCAUUUGAGGAGAUUACGCAGAUUGAUAUCAUUGGUGUGGUUGUCGACACUGGAAAAAUUGUUACACAUUCUACAUAUAGACUCAUCGAAAUCCGACUAUCAGAUUCCGACCAUAACAUGCUUUUUUGCACAUUGUGGGGAGAUGUUGUUGAUUCUUAUCUUCAACAACUAGAAGGAAUUAAAGGAGAAAUGCCCAUUAUUAUUGUCCAAUUUUGCAAGCCAACUUUGUUUCGCGGCACAAUUCGUGUGAGUACCCACUUUAAUACAUCUAGGGUUUACAUCAACCAAGAUAUUGAUGAGAUUUCCAAGUUCAAAGAGAGGAUUUCUGGUGACGUCGCUUUCUUGUCCCAAGAAUCAAUUUAUCGUUUUACUGAUACAAGGGUGUCUAAUGAAUUUGAUGGCUUGGUCGUAAAAACUCUUGCGGAUGUACAAGAAGAUGUGGAUGGUUCUUAUUGGAUUUGUGGUAAAAUUGAAGAUGUUGAGUGUCACUAUGGCCAAUGGUCAUACAUGGCGUGCAAACAAUGUGUCAAAAAGGUUGUGAAGGUUAAGAAUGGGUUCAACUGUGAGGAAUGUGAUAAUUUUGAUGGGAUUGCCAUUUCGAGGUUCCGGUUCAUCGUGAACGUUGUUGAUGGUAGUAGCAAUGCAUCAUUGCUAUUAUGGGAUCGAGAAUGUGUCCAACUAUUAGGAAAAAAAGUAGAUGAAAUCCAACUUGGCCAUCAGGAGCUUGGAGCUGAUGAAUGUAUUCCCCCUGAGAUUGAGGAAAAACUUUUGGGACAAACUUUACUAUUUAGAAUCCAUGUGAAAACCAGUAAUGAGUAUUGGAUUGAUAAACCAUACACUGUGAAUAAAAUAUGUAAUGACCCUCAAAUCGUCGAUAAGUACAUUCCCCCAACUUUGGACUCACGGGGUGCAAAUUUAGGAUUGGAAAUUUCUCCCACUUUGGAAGGGCUUUCUCCGUUUGCUGGAACGGACGUUGUUCUGCAUGGCUCUACCUCUGGUGCCAACGACACUCAAACUAAAUCGAUUUCUAAAGAUUCAUUGAAAAGAAGUUUGGAUGUUGAAAUUUUAGGACAAACGAUUGUUGUUGGUGGUGAGCAGAAGAAAUUAAUGAUCAAGCAGGAGCAUAAUUAG